UUCUACUGUGGCAUUGUCAGCAUCAUUUGCUACUCCUACUAAAUAAACUUUUGCAGUCUCAUAAAAUGCUCAAUUUCUUUUUAGAAUCCUCAAUCCAGUUCUAUUCUCGUAUGGUGAUUACAACGAAAUAUUCCAAAAUAUUGCAGGCUAUGGACAACAACUUUCUCAGAGGGAUAUUGAAAAAUGGGUGCAUCUUUGAAGUAAAGAGUCUGCAAAAUAUGGACAACUUAGUAGUAAAAUCUGGUACUACCUUCACUUGAGGUUUCAGGAAGAUGAUUAACUGGAGCACCUCAUUUUCUAACACCUUCAAGAGUCUAAGAAUACUCCACUGCUUUAUGCAAUCGAGAUUCCGGAGAUUGAUGGUUAAUACCAAAGAAGAGAACUAAGCAAACACGUAAAUCACCAAUAAUUGUAGAAUAAUGCUCAGACUAUUGUGAAUCGACACAUGAAGAAUUUGUCCAUUAAAGCUGAAUCUUUUUCUGACAAUAUUUGAGGGAAUCUUGACUCCUUGGACAAGAGUUUUGCUUUGCCGUUGAAAUUGAGCAGUGAACUAGAACCGACUCUCUAAAAAUGAGCUCAAAGUAUUCUUCUGCAACCUUCUAUAACAUCUUUUUCUAUCAUUGGAGAAAUCCUUCUUCCGCCCAAUGUUUGAACCAAUCUUGCACAUUUGGUAGAACAGUCAUCUGGAAGACUGGAAAUAUGUUGAAGUGCAAGCGCUAAAGAGCUAGAAGUUUUUGGAGAAGUGUGUGAUUUUGUGCUGUUCAGUUUCAACAAUUGAUUUUGUUAUUUGAAGGGUGAAAAACAGAGGACACAUGAAGUUAACGUGAUAGAGAAAGAUCAGUUAAAAGAGAUGGAAAAGUUCACUGAGGGAUGUUUUUGGUCAAAUUUCCCAAACUUAAGGGACAUUUUCAGUUAAGUGAGAUAGUAUAAGGAUGUAGUGGAAGCUUGGUGAAAUAAUAGGGGAUGAUAUUGGUCAAAAGCUCCACUUUAAAGCCCCAACUCACUCUAAAAUUCAAAUAUCUCCGCCUUUUUUGAAGAAGAAAUGGAGACGAAAGGGUGUUCACCGUCGGUGACCGUUCGACGGAACCCUCCCCGGAAAGCAAGGCCGACACCGUACUCCGCCGUCGCUCCUGCUUCUUCAUCAUCAUCACCGCCGCGCAACAUCUCUUUAUUCCCUAUUGAAGACAUUCUCUCCAUGGAAGUCCCUCAAAAACAACCACUCAAGGUAUUCAUGAGAAUCCGAACAUUAAUUUCUCCACUGAAAAAAGAAAUGAAGAAGACAAAAAAUGCUUGGCCUAAAAACCCUAAUGCGUUGCCGAAGAAGCUAAAAAAGAGCAAUCAAGUCUGUGUGACAGUGAACGAUGCACAUUCUGUUACCGUAUCCCCUCCCCAGGGCUUACAAGAAGCCAAACGUAUUAAAUCAGAAGUUUAUCAAGGUUUUGAACAAGUCUUCUCCUCAGAAGCAUCUCAGAGGCAAGUGUACGAAAAAAUGGUUCAUCCUUUAGUUGAGGAUUUUCUCAAGGGUAAGAGUGGAAUGUUGGCUGCAUUGGGACCAAGUGGUUCUGGCAAGACUCAUACCAUCUUUGGCUGUCCAAGGGACCCUGGUAUGGUGCCUCUCGCUCUUCACACAAUUUUACAAGGCCACUCACACAGGAUAUUUUAUCUGUCAAUGUUUGAGAUCUGUUCUGAGAAAGGAAAAUCUGAAAAGAUAUUUGAUUUGAUUCAAGAGGGGACUGAUUUAUCUAUCCAACAAUCAUCUAUUAAAGCCAUGCGAGAGGCCGUACUUUAUGAUCCUCAGCAAGCUGAAUCCCUAAUAGCAUGUGGACUUUUGAAACGCGCGACAGCUAUGACAAAUUCAAAUAGUCAAUCUAGUCGUUCACAGUGCAUCAUAAACAUCCGCGGUGAUUAUAAGAAGGUAGAUGGAAAAGUUGGUGAUAACUCAAACAGUGCUGUCCUGACUAUAGUUGACCUUGCUGGAGCGGAGAGGGAAAAAAAGACUGGAAAUCAGGGGAUUAGACUGCUUGAAAGUAAUUUUAUCAACAACACAUCAAUGGUGUUUGGCCUGUGCUUAAGGUCAUUACUGGAGCAUCAGAAGAACCCCAGGAAACCUAUGCAGAAGCACUUUCAGAACUCUUUGUUGACCAGAUACUUACGAGAUUAUUUGGAAGGCAAGAAGCGGAUGGCAUUGCUUCUAACUGUAAGACCUGGGGAAGAAGACUACCUCGAUACAUCUUUUCUGCUAAGGCAGGCUUCACCAUAUACGAAAAUCAGGUUUGACAUCAUUGAAGAACAUGGAAUUUUAAACCACAAUAAGAGGCCUGUGCAAAGAAUACCUAGCUUAGUGCAGCUUAAAAGAAUGAAGUUGAGUCGAACUGAAGUUUGUGAGAUCAAUCAAGGAAGUGGUGAAUGUCCUCAACUUCUGAAUGAAGAAGCUGCUGCGGAAAGAAUGAAGGAUGUCAGCUUGACAGAUGUUCGUGUUCAAUCUGAGGAGAUCAUCACUAGAGAAGCAAAUGAGAAGAAAAAUCUCAGAAUUGAUCACGUUGAAUUGGAAAGGAAAGAGAGAAAUAAUCAGAUUCUGCAAAAUUUUGGUAAAGCUUUGUGGAAAGUCUUGAAAGAAUACAAGAGAAAACUUGAGGUGGCGGAAAAUGAAGUUUGCACCCUCAGAGAUUGCUUAACUAGUGAGGAAACUAGAUCUGCUGAACUAGAGAAUCAACUGAGGGAUUGGCAAAGUAACUGCUGCUGUAGGAAAGGAAUUUCAAGUGAUGUCUCCAUAGAAGUGGAUGAAUUCAGAGGAAAAGGUUCGUUAGAUUGUGAGGAGCAUCAGUCCACUGAUUGCAAUGAGGUUGCUGAAAAUGAAACUUGCACUCGUAGAGAUUGCAUAACCAACGAGAAAACAAGAUGCUCUGAAAUAGAGAAUGAACAGAUGGAUUGGCAAAGUAACUGCUGCUGUAGGAAAGGGAUUUCAACUGAGGUUUCCUCCAGAGAAGUGGAUGAUUUCAGAAGAAAAAGUUCUGUAGAUUUCGAGGAUCAUCAAUCCACUGAUUGCAAUGAGACUGCUCAGAAGCUCAAAAGCUCUAUUGAAGAUUCUACUGAUGCUGAAGAUCUGAAGAAUACAAAUGAAAUGAAAGCAGAGAGUACACAUUCGAAUGAUAAAGCAACUGCUGUACUAAGUGGGUCAGGCUCUUGCACUGAUCAGGACUACGAGCGAGAAGAGGAAAGUUCUGAUUUUGUAUUCAGCAUUUCCAAAGCGACUUUCAUAAACAGAGACGAUAACGACCUGUUGGAAGAGGAGCACACACGUUUUGAUGCAGUACUUCCAGAAUGUACAGUCAGCUCAUCUGGGUCAUCUCUCAUUUUCGAAAAUAACAGCUCUUUUCCAGUGGGGGAGGACCAAACACAAAACAAAGAGGACAAGGUCAAGUCGGAAGUUUAUUCGUGUCACUUGGAAGGGUAUGUGCAUACAAGAAAUGAGGAGCAGCUUGACUCCACUCACGAAAGUUCUAUUGGAGAUGCUACUAGUCUUGAAGAUCUGAAGAAUACAAAUCAAAUGAAAGCAGAGAGUACACAUUGGAAUGGCAAAGAAACUGCUGUAUUAAGUGGGUUAUGCUCUUUCACUGAUCAGGAGUAUGGGCGAAAAGAGGAAAGUUCUGAUCCUGUAGUCAGCAAUUCUCAAGCGACCUUCAUAGACAGCGAUGAGAAUGGCCUGUUGGAAGAGGACCGCACACUUUUUGAUUCAGUACCUCCAGAAUGUACAGUCAGCUCUUCUAAGUCAUUUCUCUCCUUUGAAAAUAACAGCUCCUUUCCAGUGGGUGAGGACCAAACACAAAACGAAAAGGACAAGGUGAAGUCGGAAGUUUAUUCUGGUCAUUUAGAAGGGCCUGCGCAUGCAAGAAAUGAAGAGCUUCUUGACUCCACUAAACUAUUGGGUCCAUCAACAAUGUUAAUGCCUGAGGAAGUUGUACAUGCUGUAGGACAUUGUGACAACAUUGUGCCUGAAGCAACUAAACAUGGUUGCGGCACUAAAUUUCAGAAUGCAGAUAAACCAAAAAGGAGACUUCUGCCAGCUUCGUCCAUCUUAUUAAAAGAUAUAGGCAGCAUAAACUUCAAGGACGAGAAUCAGAAAUCAAAGGGAGUCAAAGCAGAAAAGAAAGGAGCUUCUGGUGAAAACAGAACUCAGGGCAGCAUUUCACUUCUUCGUUUGCUCAAGGAUAAUCUUGCUAUCUAGUGCAAAAUGAUAACUGCAUUCAAGGUUUCCUCUGCAAUUAAGUUCUCAAAAUGCCACUCUUAUAUUUUGGAAAGCUCAUGAGCUUUAUUGAGAAUUGUAACGAACCAAGUUUGAAAAGAACAAGGCCAGGCAAGGAGGUGUAUGUAGCUUUUGUUCUUCUGAGUGCCAAGUGAUUUUAGAUCCUUUUUUGGUCCACGAAUCAAUAUAUAUUCAAAUGUUUAGUCUGGAUACAAAGGUUCAAGGAGAGUAUGUUCUCCGGUGAAA
Lycium ferocissimum is the source of this 4489-nucleotide messenger RNA. RefSeq names its product kinesin-like protein KIN-6. The coding region runs from base 1043 to 4225 and encodes 1060 amino acids. The transcript is spliced from 23 exons. Lineage: Eukaryota; Viridiplantae; Streptophyta; Magnoliopsida; Solanales; Solanaceae. Gene Ontology annotation, molecular function: microtubule binding; ATP binding; ATP hydrolysis activity. Gene Ontology annotation, cellular component: kinesin complex; microtubule. Gene Ontology annotation, biological process: microtubule-based movement. The record is from RefSeq and is a predicted model, not a curated record.